CUAGAGGGAGAGAAUUGAUGAUUUUAGGGAGAGAGGCUAACUGCCUUAUGGUGUUUUGCUAAGCAUGAUGAUGGAAAUCAAAUUCAAUAUAAUAAUAUAUUGGAAUAUUGGUCGAGUUCUACACACAUAGCCUAUUACGCUCAGUUCUUCGCUAGCUACUUGAUGGCCUCGUCUUCAAGAAUGGGAUACCAAUCUCUCCCGCAGAACCUGUCGAGGGCAUCACUUCCACUUUUUCCCGUCAAAAUAAAAAAUAAAAACCCUAGAACCGCAAAGCCAGGCGUCCUGCAACUGGGAAAGCCUUUGGUCGUAUCCACCUCCAAAGUGGAGGAGAGGGGCGUAGAGUUCGAAACCGGCGACUCGUUCUUCCGUCACGAGAGCGCCGUCGGCCGUGACCUUGGCGUCCUUGCCGCUGCUCUCCAACGCCGCUCCUUGGGCGGUGGCCUCCGUGUCCUCGAUGCAAUGUGCGGCUGCGGCGUGCGCUCCAUCCGCUACCUCGUCCAAAGCGAGGCUGACUUCGUUUGGGCCAACGAUGCCUUCGAGGGAAAUCGUGGCCUCAUUGCAUUCAACCUCUCAUCUGUGGCUCCUAGGGUUUCUGCGGGAGGGGAAAGAAGUUGGGUGAUCACUCAUUAUGAUGCCAACAGGCUUCUCGUAGAGAGAUAUCUGCUGAGGGAUUACUUCGAUCUCGUUGACGUGGAUUCGUUCGGUAGCGAUUCUUCGUUUAUCAGAUCAGCGAUUGCUGCGGUCAAGACCGGAGGUUUGUUGUAUCUCACAUCAACAGAUGGUUUUUCUUCUGGAGGGCAUCGCCCUCAGCAGUAAGUAAAUAUUAUUUUAAUUCAUUACCACUUCCGCUAUUUUCUUCUCACAUAAAUUAUUUUUUCUUAUAUGUCGCGCACUAUACGGAAGCAGCAUUAUCCUCUUCGUUGAUGAUUGGCUGCGAUUAACACGGCUAAUUUUGGAUGGCAGUUUAUGCAAGGAGUAUACGUUAUUACACAUGUUAAAUUAUUUGCAAAAUUUGAAUCGCGUUAUCACGCUGCAACAAGUAUUGACCAUUGAGUGAGAAGUUUUGAGAUUUAGUCGGUUUGUUUUUAGUGAUGUCCUAAUUUAUAUUAUUGAAAGGAAAAACCAAUCAGGAUUCAGGCGUCCCUCAUGUCUUUCCUUGAAUAAAUUAUAAUUACCUACAUUG
Messenger RNA from Dendrobium catenatum, 1183 nucleotides. RefSeq names its product tRNA (guanine(26)-N(2))-dimethyltransferase-like. Gene Ontology annotation, biological process: tRNA N2-guanine methylation. Gene Ontology annotation, cellular component: nucleus. NCBI's taxonomy places the organism in Eukaryota, Viridiplantae, Streptophyta, Magnoliopsida, Asparagales, Orchidaceae. The record is from RefSeq and is a predicted model, not a curated record. Bases 163 to 816 code for a protein of 217 amino acids. The transcript has a single exon. Gene Ontology annotation, molecular function: RNA binding.